Aspergillus wentii DTO 134E9 is the source of this 432-nucleotide messenger RNA. RefSeq lists its product as uncharacterized. Bases 1 to 432 code for a protein of 143 amino acids. The transcript has a single exon. The record is from RefSeq and is a predicted model, not a curated record. Lineage: Eukaryota; Fungi; Ascomycota; Eurotiomycetes; Eurotiales; Aspergillaceae.
AUGCCUAUCGACCCUCACCAAGGCGGCACCCUCUCCGAAAUGGCCACGGGCACUACCAUGCCCAACGACGCCGGUAUCCAAAGAACCAUCCCCUCCGUCCCGCGCCCGGACCAAAAGAGCGAAGACCCCCAGUUCGACAAUCAGGGCCUCGCGGAGCCCACUUCUGCCUUUGCCGCGGAUAACGCUACAGACUUGCCCCGGAGCACUAGGGAUAUGGGUGCUACGGGCGAGGUUCUCUCGGGAACGGGAAACUCGAUACCGGCGGAGAGUGAGUCGAAGAGGACGCAGAUUGGGGCGAAUAAUCCCGGCUCGAAGGGGAGUUUGAGGGAUUUUAAGCAUGCGGAAUUGAAUCGGAGUGCGUUUGAUCGGUAUGCGAAGGAGGAUGGCGAUUCGGGGGAGUAUAUUGGGCAGCAUGAGACAAGGAAUGAGUGA